Protopolystoma xenopodis is the source of this 432-nucleotide messenger RNA. The record is from the annotation of a GenBank genome assembly. NCBI's taxonomy places the organism in Eukaryota, Metazoa, Platyhelminthes, Monogenea, Polystomatidea, Polystomatidae.
AUGCUGUUUCUUAAUACCGUCUCGCUAAGGCUCUUCGUGAUUCCGCUUCUUCUUAUUCUUUCCUUCUUACAUGAACUUUUAGUUGGACAACGAGUGUUUCGAGAGUUCCUUCGGUCAGAAUAUAGCGAAGAGAAUAUAAUGUUCUGGACAGCCUGCGAGGACCUGAAGCGAGAAACUAAUCCUGAAGUGGUGGAGGAGAAGGCUCGUCUAAUCUACGAGGACUAUAUCUCUAUCCUUUCGCCAAGAGAGGUGAGUCUGGAUUCUCGGGUUCGUGAGAUUAUCAAUGCAAACAUGAUAGAACCAAGCCCUCAUACAUUUGAUGAGGCGCAGAUUCAAAUAUACACGCUGAUGCAUCGAGACUCUUAUCCUAGGUUCCUUAACUCGCGUAUCUACAAGGAUCUGAUGAAGCAGGUCAAGGACACCGAGCUCUAG